Molecule: messenger RNA, 1674 nt
Organism: Betta splendens (Siamese fighting fish)
Lineage: Eukaryota; Metazoa; Chordata; Actinopteri; Anabantiformes; Osphronemidae
Gene: boka
Product: BCL2 family apoptosis regulator BOK a
Exons: 4
Coding region: 474-1106 (210 amino acids)
Biological process (GO): extrinsic apoptotic signaling pathway in absence of ligand; regulation of apoptotic process; intrinsic apoptotic signaling pathway in response to DNA damage
Cellular component (GO): mitochondrial outer membrane
Molecular function (GO): protein heterodimerization activity; protein homodimerization activity
Source: RefSeq, a predicted model, not a curated record
AAUAAGUGCCCUUAGAAGGAGCGCCUGUCCCACGGCAGACCGCGGCCGCCGCUGCAGUAAAUCUGCACAUCACCACAGUUCACUGAUCACCACCGCAUCUCAGCGCAGUGUGACAGCUCGGUAUGCAGCCCGCUUAGGGUGAUGGUGUAGCUGGAGCCUACCGGCCGGGUAAUUGUCGGGUAAGUGUCACUUCGCAGCGCUCAUCCUCCCUGGAAGUUACGGAGCAACUAGGAAAGUUAUGGAUUCACGCAUCGCAGCCUUUUCCUGGUUUAAAUCUCCUUCUCCGUCCAGUUUAGCGAUGAACGACGGGACCUGCAGUUGCGUCACGCUGUGAUUAUGUGCUCGCGCUAUCCAGACUGUCCCCAUACACUAAUCUGUUCCGCAAAAAUAAUCUCCAGAGGACGCGUAGCCGGAGAGAAGCGGCGGAGGCGCGGAGCUGCGCGGCGCAGUCGGCGGCGGAUGACGCACGGGGCAUGGAGAUGUUGCGCCGCUCCUCCGUGUUUGCGGCCGAGGUGUUCGACCGCUCGCCCACCGACAAGGAGCUGGUGUCCCAGGCCAAGGCGCUGUGCAGGGACUACAUCCAUUCCAGGCUGAACCGUGCCGGGAUAGGCUGGUCCAAGCCCGAGCAUGGCCUGGCUGCGUCAGGUGGGACCCUGGGAGAGGUCUCCACCGUCCUGCUGUGGCUCGGAGAUGAGCUCGAGUACCUUCGACCCAACAUUUACCGUAACGUAGCCCGUCAGCUCAACAUCACGGUGGCGUCAGAGGGCGUGGUGUCUGAUGCUUUCCUGGCUGUGGCAGCGGACAUUUUCUCCACAGGUGUGACGUGGGGGAAGGUGGUUUCCCUGUACGCCGUGGCGGGCGCCUUGGCUGUGGACUGCGUGCGCCACGGCCACCCGGCCAUGGUGCACACCAUUGUCGACUGCAUGGGGGAGUUUGUCCGCAAGAGUCUGACAUCCUGGUUGAAGAGGAGAGGCGGCUGGGCGGACGUAACCAAAUGCGUGGUGAACACUGAUUCCGGCUUCCGCUCUCACUGGCUGGUGUCUGCAGCCUUUGCUCUUGGACAUUAUCUCAAGGCCGUGGUGCUGCACCUCCUCAGGGAGAAGUGAAGGGCCGGCACCACCGGAGCCUACGCCUUUGGACUGUGUUUACACUCCCUUUGCACUGAGGAACGCCUGUCCCAUCACGGCCGGUGGACUCACCUUGCUUCUGUUGUAUUUAUUAGUUUACAUAGCUCACGUUAUUGCUUUUACACUAAAACCUGUCCACAUAUGUGUGUCACUCGCCCACAGUUGUUGAAAAUGGACACUAUGGUAUGUUCACAUACUACAUAUUUUAUACAUUUCAAGAGACAAUAGCAAGCAACUGACAUAUUUUGUUUGGUAACUAAAUAUGUAUUAAUAAUAGGAAAUAAUUCUUAUUUUACUUUAAGUCCUAUUUAAAUUUAAUUGUAGAAUGUAUGGGGAGGUUCUCAUUCCAGAGUUAUAUUCUAUUUCAGUCUUACCAAUAGAUUCUUUAUUUUUUUUAAAGUCACAAUUCUGUAUUUUUCAUACUGUUACACCUGAUAUUCAGCUGAACAUGCACAUUUUAGAUACAUCCUCUGUAUCCUUCAAUAUCUGUUCUUUUACAAUUUACUAUAUCUCAACAGAUGUGUCAUAAAAGUUGGUUUGCAAUACA